This is a messenger RNA of Nelumbo nucifera (sacred lotus), 1455 nucleotides long. RefSeq lists its product as uncharacterized. NCBI's taxonomy places the organism in Eukaryota, Viridiplantae, Streptophyta, Magnoliopsida, Proteales, Nelumbonaceae. The record is from RefSeq and is a predicted model, not a curated record.
UGAGUCUAUAAAACCAAAGCUGCUCCAUGGAAAAGGUUCAGUUCUCCCUGGUCUGAAUACUCCCAGAGUGUUUAGUGUUUACCUCCCUAAAGACCCAAACCGAGAAAAACGAGUAAGGAAAAACAUAUCAGAGACCCGCUGGUCUUCUCUUUUCUUCUUAUUUUCUUCCUCAGAUUUCCAUUCCUUUCUUAGACUUUUCCAUCUCCAGAUUCCCGCAAAUUUCAUCAUAUCUAUCUAGAGAUGUCUUGACAUCCCUUCGGUGUCCAUUUCUUUCCCGCCCAUUUCAGCUUCCUCCACUCGAUCUCUUCAAUUGGCUCUCCAGCAAAUAAAGCCAUUGACCGAUCUCUCUUUCUUUCUCUCUCUCUCUCUCUCUCUCUCUCUCUCUCUCUCUCUCUCUCUCUUUCUCCAGCUGAUAAUGGAUUCUUUCGAUUUCGAUAACAUUAAAGCAGAGAAGGCCAACGCGAUGCUCAGGUACCGCCGUAUUCGCAAGAUUGCCAACCUCUUCCGCUUCCUCGAGGCUUGUUUAGCUCUAAUCAUAGUCUCAUGGUUUUCUGCUCGUCUUCCGGUCGCCAUCAAAACCUCCGGCGAGUAUUUCCAAAAGCUAUGCGUGGUACUGGUUAGUCCUCUCUUCGUUUUCUUACUCGGAAACGCUAUCAUCAUCACUCUCUUCAUCAAAUCCGAUCAGUUUUCCGGCCAGACUGCUACCGCAAGCAAUUCCAGCCAUGAUAUAUACGACGAGUUCGUCAAGAACAGCGAAAACCGCCAGAAGAUCCGACCUGAGAGUCCUGAACCGUCACCGGAGGUGAUAGUAUACGAGGACAAGGAGACUGUGAGCGAAGGGAGCACAGCUGCCCGGACUUAUCAAGACGUUCAGAUGAUUUCGAGCACAAAGACUUAUAGGAGGAUUCAGUCGGAGAAAUUCACGCACGAGAGUCGAGAAAAACUGCAUAGAGAGCUAAGGCGGUCGGAAACGGAGAAAUGCCAGAAAGUUAACAGUCCCGACCCCGACGAGAAAGGGGAAGUGACGUCAUAUGCCGAGCCUAUGAGCAACGAGGACGCCGAGGAGUUCCGGCGCAAGAUCGAAGCCUUCAUUGCAAAGCAGCAGAAGUUUCAAAGGGAGGAAUCGAUGGCUAUCAUUCUUCAGAGUCUGAUCAGCUGAUGGUUCCAAUAUGAUAACAAAAAUAAGAAAAUUAACGAAAAUCGAAAAAUAACCGCUGGAAGAAAAAUUGUCUUGUUUUUCCUCAUCUUUGAUUUUGCUUUAAUGCUGCUACACUUAUGUACAGUAUUAACAUUAAUAGCGAUUAAAGUAAAAACGAAAAGAAAGCCAUGGAUUUUGUCCCUUUCUUCAGUUUUCUUAUCGAUGAGAUGAUGACGUGUUCUACUAAUCUGAACCGUUGGAUUAACGUGCUCUAAAAAAGAUGGAAAUGUUAAGUUGAUCCCUCUUAUAUUCUGUAA